UUUUGAUUUUGACAAGAAGUUUGUUUUGUGACAUGUGCGCUAUGCGAUUGUGCGAAAUCAGCUGAGUGAGCUGAAUUGUGAAUUAGUACAUGCGUAAAUUGUUGAAUGCUGAAAUUAGUGAAAGGAAAAUUACAAGAAAUAAAGAAAUGACUUCGACAUACGGAGAUUGCUCAAAACCAAAAAAAUCAAAGACUUCUGAAGAAGUUACUUUCACAUCAUUUUGGGCUCAUUUACCAUCUCUCUUAUUACAAGACAUUUUUGAUCUACUUUGCAAAGAAGAUAGAGGAAGUGCAUCAGCUGUUUGCAAACACUGGAGACAAAACAGUUUUCACCCUAAGUGGUUUCCAUCAAUAACAUUUAGACUUGAGCAAUGUAAUUUAGAAAGAGCACGAUUUCAAAUAUUCACGUUUGGAAGAAUUUCAUCAGAAGUGAAAAUAAUUAUAAACUCUUUGUCAUCCGAAUGUGUAGAAGAUUUUGUUAAUUUGUUAAGAGAGAUGCAAAAGAAUAACAAUUUAAAAAGUAUUAUAUUGGAACCAACUCACUGUCGUCUUGAGUUACCAGUACAACAAAAUAGCAAUAGAUCUAAUGGUGACUAUGAAGAAAUAUUGGCAUUGCUAAAAUCUUGUUCACCAAAACUUCAUAAAUUCAGCAUCGGUUGUCUCGAAGACCUUUCCCUUCAACUCGAAGAUAUAUUAGAAAACUUAAAUCCUGCCCUAAUAACUCAUCUAGGAUUAGCUUCAGUAAAAGACAUUCCAAUAAAACAAGGAGGAAGUUAUUUCGACACUAAUUUAUUAAUUCCUUUCACAAAAUUAAGGAUUUUAAGUAUAGAUUAUGAUCAGUUGUCCGACGAUUUUUUGUCAAAAUUGGAUGGUGCUACCAGAUUGGAAAGAUUAGUUGUACACCUCCACGAAAUCCGUCAAAAUCAUCCUGGAACUACGAACAAUGCUUGGAUCAAUUUUAAUAAAAAACAUCAAGGCUGUGAAUUCCGUUUAACAGUGAUACAUGCUUUUAAAGAUAUAAGCAACCUCCAUGAGACAGUAUUGAGGCAUAAUAUGCCACUAACGCAUCUUAAAGUGUUUUUCUGUGAACAGGUAAAUCUGCAAGUUGUUGAAAAUCUCUCUGACUAUGCUGAUACAUUACGCAGCAUAAUUUGGGUAGAUUCAUUAAGCAAUAGUCAGAACAGUUGGGUAUUGGUUAAACCAUGGUUUGAUGAGAGUCCAGAUCCGUUUGUGUUAACUGCAUGGCUGUGUAGAAAUCUGGAAGAAUUUGUUUUGUAUGGCUACAAAUAUUGGGAGGAAAAUUUGAUUGCUAUAGGAAGAUUGCGUGGUGAAUCUUUGAAAAGAAUGGAAAUUGCAGAAACAGAUGUUCUUUGCCCAAGUAGACGACCCAGAGAAAUAACCACAUCUGAUAAUAUAUUAGAGUGUCCGAGUAAACCAUGGAAACCUGUAAAACGAUCGGAACUUCAUCCAGUUGUAUGCAAUCCUACAGAUGGCGAUUCAGAUGAAUAUUUGUUGCCACUAGUAUUAGCAGACCUCCACUAGUUAAGUACAACGUUUUUAUAAAUAAAACUUCAAACAUCUAUUUAGCCAAGCACCUAAUUACAUUUUUUUAUUUGUUUUUGCUCUC
Messenger RNA from Psylliodes chrysocephalus, 1626 nucleotides. NCBI's taxonomy places the organism in Eukaryota, Metazoa, Arthropoda, Insecta, Coleoptera, Chrysomelidae. The record is from the annotation of a GenBank genome assembly.